Messenger RNA from Amaranthus tricolor (Joseph's coat), 5612 nucleotides. Its product is annotated as ATP-dependent RNA helicase DEAH11, chloroplastic-like. Gene Ontology annotation, molecular function: zinc ion binding; ATP binding; RNA binding. Bases 104 to 5356 code for a protein of 1750 amino acids. The transcript is spliced from 3 exons. NCBI's taxonomy places the organism in Eukaryota, Viridiplantae, Streptophyta, Magnoliopsida, Caryophyllales, Amaranthaceae. Gene Ontology annotation, cellular component: intracellular anatomical structure; catalytic step 2 spliceosome. Gene Ontology annotation, biological process: spliceosomal complex disassembly. The record is from RefSeq and is a predicted model, not a curated record.
ACUUUCUCUCUCUAAUGUUCUUAAACCCCUUCCUCUUCCCUUUUUAUUUUGAUGCUUUUUUCUAAAUUCCCAUUAAAAAGGUUUCUCUCUCCUUGCUUAUUCCAUGGCUAGCGUAAAUCAGUCUACUCUUCAAAAUCAAGUUAAUGUUCCGUCGUCUUCUUGUCGUGACCCUAAAUUUUCGCCGUCUUCUUGCCGUAACCCUAACUUUUCGUCGGAUAUUUUCCGACGGAAACCACCGGAACCUCCGGGAAAACACCAUUGUCUUCAACCUAACUUCAUCAUCAAGCUUCGUCCUCAAACAGACCUUACUUCAUCAGACUAUAGAAAAGCUGGUGUUGUUGAUGGAUUACUUUCCAAAUACAGCAAAAUCCGGCCGUAUAAAUUUGUUUUUGAAGGUUAUAAACCUACUGAAAUUCAUCUUUACUAUAUUCAAUGGAGCUCUGUUCGUGAUGCUGUUGUUAAAUUAUGGGAAGGAUUUCUUUCUCAACAGCACUCUUUCACUCCCAUUCUUGUGCGAAACGUUUAUGUGAGUUCCGAUGGUGAUGAGCUUUACGAAAGGUUGCAACCGCUGUUUGUGUCGAAACUUAAAGAGUUAGAAUGUAGUGAGUUGGUGAAAAAGUGGGAGAAGAAAUUGCAGAGUUUGGAUAAAGAAAUUGAGGGAAAUUCUGUUGCUACGAGAAAGUUUCAACCUGUUCAGCAGUUUGAAGAGCUGAAAAAGAAAAAGUUAGGGUUAAGAAGUGAAAAAGAGUUGAUCUUCAAGCGAAUUCAAGAAUUUAGAAACGGAAUUCGCUGUUUAAUUGAUUACAUUGAUAAGAAAGAAGAGAACGAGCAUGAUAGGGUUUUGCCUUUCCGUUUCCAUGAUGAUGAGUUCGAUUGGCCGAGAAUUUAUCAUGUGAUGAUGAGGGAAUGUCGCCGCCUCGCCGACGGUCUCCCAAUUUACGCCUAUCGGACGGAAAUUCUUCAGCAUAUUAGUUAUGAGCAGAUUAUGGUAUUGAUUGGAGAAACUGGAUCAGGAAAGAGUACUCAAUUAGUACAGUUUUUGGCUGAUUCGGGUCUUGUUAAUUCUGGAUGUCUGAUAUGCACACAACCAAGAAAAAUUGCAGUCUCUUCACUUGUACACAGAGUAUUAGAAGAGAGUGAUGGGUGCUAUGAAAAAGGUGCAGUUAGCUGUUGGCGGUCUUUUUCGUCAGUCCAACAAUUCAAUGCUGAAGUAACAUAUAUGACAGAUCACUGUUUAUUACAGUACUGUAUGAAGGACAGGGAGUUGCAUGGUGUUUCUUGUAUUAUUGUCGAUGAAGCUCAUGAGAGAACACUAAACACAGACCUACUUUUGGCAAUGCUUAAAAAAUUGCUUCCUCUGAGGCCUAAUUUGAGGCUUAUUAUUAUGUCUGCAACAGCAGAUGCCAAGCAACUUUCAGAUUAUUUUUUUGGAUGCGGAAUGUUUUCAGUGCUUGGCAGAAAUUUUCCGGUUGAUGUGAAGUAUGUCCCAUGUUUAGCCGAAAGUACUCCCCAAUCUGUCACUGCAUCUUCUGGCAACUUAGCUCCUUAUGUAUCUGACGUCGUAAGAGUUGUUACUGAGAUCCAUAGAACUGAGAAAGAUGGAACCAUUCUUGCAUUUUUGACAUCUCCUGUGGAUGUUGAAGGGGCUUGUGACAUGUUGGAUCUUUUUAACGCGGUUCCUUUAGCAUUACAUGGGAGGCUUUCAUAUGAACAGCAGGCACUGGUGUUCCAGGACUACCCUGGUAGAAGAAAAAUCAUAUUUGCAACUAAUGUUGCGGAAACAUCCUUGACAAUACCAGGGGUCAAGUUUGUGGUUGACUCUGGCUUGGCGAAGGAAAGUCAGUUUGAACCUGGUUCUGGCAUGAAUGUGUUAAGAGUAUGCUGGAUCAGCAAGAGUUCUGCUAAUCAACGUGCUGGUCGUGCUGGGAGAACAGAACCAGGAUGCUGUUAUCGGCUCUACUCACAAGAUGAUUUUACUUCAAUGGCUUCCCAGCAAGAACCUGAAAUACGCAGAGUUCAACUGGGUGUUGCUAUUUUGAAAAUUAUUUCUCUGGGCAUAGCAAACAUUUGUGAGUUUGACUUCGUCGAUGCUCCGUCAAGUCAAGCAAUUGAUAUUGCUAUCAGGAAUCUAGUGCAGUUGGGAGCUGUAGCUUCAGAAAAUGGUACUUUUGUAUUGACUGACCUUGGUCAUACUCUUAUUAAACUAGGUAUUGAGCCUCGUUUGGGUAAACUAAUUCUUGAUUGCUAUAGUUUGCAUUUGGGAAAAGAAGGUCUUGUUCUUGCGGCUGUUAUGGCAAAUGCGAAUAGUAUAUUUUGUCGAGUUGGCAAACUUGCAGAUAAGCUAAAGUCUGAUCGUCAGAAGGUAUCCUUCUGUCAUCCAGACGGUGAUCUCUUUACUUUGAUGUCUGUUUACAAGGCAUGGGAGAAUGUUCCAAGGGGAAAGAGUAGGAACAUGUGGUGCUGGGAGAGAAGCAUUAAUGCCAAAGCGAUGCAACGAUGCCAUGACACCAUAUGUGAAUGGGAGAGCUGUUUCGAAAGUGAACUUAGUAUCAUUGUACCAAGUUUCUGGAGUUGGACACCUGAGCGUGUCACGGAGCAUGAUAGGAAUCUCAAGAAGACAAUUCUUGCUUGUCUUUCGGAAAAUGUGGCUGUUUAUUCUGGUAGUGAUCAAAUUGGCUAUAAAGUGGCAUUAUCUGGGAAAUAUGUUCAGUUUCAUCCCGCCUGUUCUCUGCUGAUGUUUAAUCAUAAACCUGAGUGGGUUGUUUUUAGUGAAUUAGUGUCAAUUUCUUGUCUAUACUUGACAUGUGUGACUGUAUUUGAUUAUGAGUUUUUAUUGUCUCUUGUUCCUCCUCCACCAUUUGAUAUAUCUGGAUUGGAAAAUCAGAAGUUACAGGAGACAACAUUAUCUGGUUUUGGCAGAACUCUCCUCAAGAAGUUUUGUGGCAGGUAUAAUAAUGGUUUAAAUUGUCUUGUGUCACGACUGAGAUCAAUAUGUGCGGAUGAAAGAAUAUGCAUCAAAGUUGACUGUGAUAAGGAUGAAAUUCAGUUGUAUACUUCUUCAGAUGACAUUGGAAAGGUUUUAAAGGAUGUCAAUGAUGCUUUGAGUUUUGAAAAAAGAUCUUUACAGAAUGAAUGCAUGGAGAGAUGCUUGUAUACAGGGGGUCCUGGUAUGUCCCCACCUGUUGCUCUGUUUGGGUCUGGAGCUGAAAUUAAGCAUCUGGAGCUUGACAAGAGAUGUUUGACUAUUGAUGUGUUCUAUCGCAAUGUUAAUGCUGUUGAUGACAAGGAGCUUAUAUUGCUUAUUGAAAGUCACUCCUCAGGAAUUUGUGCUGUCCACAAAUGUGCAACUCAUGGUAAAGAAACGGAAGAGAGAGAGAAGUGGGGAAGUAUUACAUUUCUGACUCCUGAUGCUGCCCAAAAGGCAACUGAGCUGAACAACAUCAAGUUUAAUGGUUCUUUGCUUACAGUGAAUCUUUCGAGAGCAACCUUUGGAGUAGACCGAGCCUUUUCGUUUCCUGCUGUCAAAGCGAAAUUGUUGUGGCCACGUAGGAUAAGUAAAGGCUUUGGUAUUCUUAAAUGUGAGGUACCUGAUGUUGACUUAUUGGUUUCACAGUUCUCUAAUUUGCAGAUUGGGGAAAGAUUUAUUCGUUGUGUACCUAGUACUAGACAUUCUGAUUCUCUAUUGAUAAGUGGAAUUGAUAAGGAAGUUUCUGAAGCUGAAAUUUUGCGGGUAUUAAGGAGUGCUACAGAUAGGAGAAUUUUGGACUUCUUUUUGUUUAGGGGAGAUGCUGUGGAAGAUCAAACAACCCAUGCCUGUGAAGAAGUGCUUUUUAAAGAGAUAUCUGUUUUCAUGCCGAAAGGAAGUCCACAAAUUAAUUUCUGCAGAGUUCAGGUCUUUCCUCCUGAGCCUAAGAAUAGCUAUAUGAAAGCCUUGAUUACUUUUGAUGGAAGGUUACAUUUGGAGGCUGCAAAAGCAUUAGAGCAGAUUGAAGGAAAGGCUUUAUCUGGUUUUCGUUCAUGGCAGAAAAUACAAUGCGUGCGAUUAUUUCACACUUCUAUAUGUUGUUCUUCCUAUGUAUACUUCAUAAUUAAGACAGAACUUGAUUCAUUGGUCGCCAGAUUCAACCGUCAAAGAGGUGUUGAAUGCACUUUAGACAGGAAUGCUAAUGGCUCUUAUCGAGUGAAGAUAUCAGCCCCAGCUACUAAAGUUGUUGCUGAGCUGAGAAGGCCUCUGGAAGAGCUGAUGAAAGGAAAGACAGUGACUCAUGCUAGUCUUACUCCAGCUGUUCUACAAUUGUUGGGCUCUAGAGAUGGUAUUUUACUGAUGAAGAACAUUCAGCAAGGAAUGGGAGUUCACGUCUAUUAUGAUAGGAAGACCUUUAGUGUAAGAAUGUGUGGGCCUACUACUAAGAUUGUUGUGGCAGAAGAGCAGUUUGUGCAUCGCCUUCUUGACCUCCAUAAAAAUAAAUAUUUGGAGAUUCAUUUACGUGGUGCUGAACGGCCUAAUGACCUGAUGAAGGAAGUUGUUAAGAGGUGUGGUCCAGAUCUGCAGGUGUUGAAGGAGAAGGUUCCAGAAGCUGAGUUCACUCUUAAUACACGUCGUCAUAUCAUUUAUAUCAAUGGUACUAAAGAGGCAAAACAAAAGGUGGAGGAGAUUGUUGAUGAGAUAGCACUAGCAAGUGGUAGUUUGAAGGAUGCUAAUGUUGCGAGUGAAAUGGCCUGUCCGAUUUGUUUGUGUGAAGUGGAGGAGGCAUAUCAGCUCGAAAGCUGCAGGCAUGUGUUCUGCAGCUCAUGUUUAGUAGACCAGUGCGAGUCUGCAAUAAAAAACAAAGAUGGUUUUCCUAUUUGCUGUGCUCGGGAAGGCUGUGGAGUUCCUUUUUGGCUAGUUGACUUAAGAUCUUUAUUAUCUUGUGAAAAGUUGGAUGAGCUUUUUAUGGCGUCGGUACAAGCAUUUGUGAGUUGUAGCGGUGGUAAGGUUGCCUUCUGUCCUUCACCCGAUUGCCCAUCUGUUUAUAAGGUGUCAGGUCCCAAUGAAUCAGGGGAGCCUUUUGUCUGUGGUGCUUGCUACGCGGAAACUUGUACUAAAUGCCAUUUGGAAUAUCACCCUUACUUGUCAUGUGAGAAGUACAAAGAAUUCAAAGACGAUCCAGAUUCAUCUUUAGAAGAAUGGUGUAGAGGGAAGGAAGAGUUCGUCAAGAAAUGUCCUUUGUGUGGCCAUACCAUCGAGAAGGCAGAGGGGUGCAACCAUGUCGAAUGUAAAUGCGGAAAUCACCUGUGCUGGGUUUGCUUGGAGUCCUUCGUUGAUAGUGAUGAGUGUUAUAACCAUUUGCGAGCCAUUCAUCAUGGGAUCACAUAGGUCCGUAUUAUCUCUUUCUUUACCAUUUGAGGACGUUAAUUAUGAACUGUAAAUAGCUUUGCUUAGCUGAACCACACAUUGUACAUAUGUAGGUUACAGUUCCUCAAGUGCACCUAUAUUAAAACUAUACAUAUGUAUAUAUAUCCUUGCAUAGCUUUCCUUACAUUAUUGAACAUAUUAUCGUAUGCCACAGAAUCACAUAAGUUUCUGAGGCCGGUUUCUUGCAUAUAUGUGAUUUUUCUCGCCCUUCUCUCGA